AUUGAAGGACUUUUAGGUUGUUCACAAGAAUGAUGACAAAAGUAAAGUCAAGCAAGAUUUCUUCUCGAUGAGAUAACACCACAAAGAUCAAGCCAAAUCCAGACUUGCUCCUUUCUCCGUCACUACUUCCCACAUGGGAAAUCCUUCACAUUUUCUUUCAGGUUUCUUCAAAGCCUUUACGAAAGCAGCAGGCAAUAGAAAAUCAGAAACAAGUAAGGGAAAUGAAAAGCAUGCUAGGAUAAAAUAUCCAGCAACUCUUCCUAAGGAAAUUUGUCGUCAAUUUUCUCUAACCGAGAUCAAAGCUGCUACCAACAACUUUCAUCCAAAAUCGCUUGUCAGAGAAGGUUAUUUUGUAAAGGUGUACAAAGGGAUUGUUGAUUAUGGAAACUUGGUUGCUGUCAAACGCUUCAAACCAGAUUCAGUACAAGGACUCGAUGGGUUCCAAACCGAAGUGCAGUUGCUCUGCCAACUGCGCCACCAAAAUCUCGUGUCUCUUAUUGGGUUCUGCAAUGACAAGGACGAGAAGAUCCUUGUAUAUGAACUCAUGAAAAACGGGUCACUCCGUGAUCAUCUCUAUGGUUGUAAUUAUGAUCCACUCCUGUGGAAGCAGAGGCUAGAGAUAUGUAUUGGUGCAGCUCGUGGAUUACAUUACCUUCAUGCCGGAGCAAAGCAUGCGGUAAUUCACCGUGACAUCAAGAGCAGAAAUAUUCUUUUGGACGACAAAUGGGUUAGUAAGCUUUCUAGUUUCUUCUUCUCCAAGAUGCGUCCACAGCCUUCAUACUCUAGCACUUCAAAAGCUUUGAAACCACUACACUCAGAAAUAUUUUUGGGUACUUUAGGUUAUUGGGAUCCAGAGUAUCAGAGAGAUGGUGGACUUUCAGAGAAAUGUGAUGUGUACUCAUUUGGGGUUGUUUUAUUUGAAGUCUUGUGUGCUAGACCAGUCAUUGAUCGAAGAUUGGACGAGCAUAAGCAACAUCUAGUUUACUGGGUCUGUCGGUGCAUAGGCGAUGGAACCAUUUAUAAUAUAAUUGAUUCAUACCUGAAGGGGAAGAUAGCUCCAGAGUGUUUUAAGAUAUUCGUGGACAUCGCUUAUUGCUGUAUCAGUGAAAAGGGAGAUACACGGCCUGAGAUGGGUGAAGUGGAGAUGAUGCUAGAGCUUGCAUUGAAGAUGCAAGAGAAAGCAGAUUCUGAAAUGAAGGAUGUUGAUCCUCAUGGUGAAUGUACGUAUGGAGAAGUUUCAUUUUCUAUCCCUGUUUCUGACCACAGUUUUCCUGUGGAUAACAGUUCACCACUUGAAUCUAGAUGGUAGACUUAGAUUUUGAGAUCUUAGUUUAGAUUACUUAAUCACAUAGUUUUUUUGUAAUUACUCAAAACAAGUCCAUUAUGAAUAUAAAUUUAUAAUUUUUUAAA
This is a messenger RNA of Theobroma cacao (cacao), 1410 nucleotides long. NCBI's taxonomy places the organism in Eukaryota, Viridiplantae, Streptophyta, Magnoliopsida, Malvales, Malvaceae. The record is from RefSeq and is a predicted model, not a curated record.